Molecule: messenger RNA, 4723 nt
Organism: Poecilia reticulata (guppy)
Lineage: Eukaryota; Metazoa; Chordata; Actinopteri; Cyprinodontiformes; Poeciliidae
Gene: pard6b
Product: par-6 partitioning defective 6 homolog beta (C. elegans)
Biological process (GO): regulation of cellular localization; centrosome cycle; establishment or maintenance of cell polarity
Cellular component (GO): cell cortex; apical plasma membrane; nucleus
Molecular function (GO): protein binding
Source: RefSeq, a predicted model, not a curated record
AGGCAGCCGGAGGCAGGGACCAGGCCAGCUCAGACACAGCGCAGGCUGCUGCUUGGAUAACAUCGGAAACGAUAACUAUGAGAGGAGAUAAGUUCACCAGCUGAGCCGAGCUGGCUGACAGCAGUUGUGCCGAUCUCUACACAGACCUCUGAAACUGGUGGUAGCCGAGAGUUCUUGGGACAGUUUGUGGUCCCGGUAAAACAACUUGUUUUUUCGGACACUCCGGUGGCAGUAGCGGUCGCUGAAGCGGCGGCGGCGGCUGGAGCAGGGCGUAGUGUGCGGGCUUUGGCGGCGUCGAUGGUCCUGCUGCUAGCGAAACAUGAACAAAAACCACCGAGUACCGAGCAGCCGUUCUCUGAGUGCCGUGGAGGUGAAAAGCAAGUUUGGCGCAGAGUUCCGUCGGUUCUCUCUGGAUCGCUCGAAGCCAGGCCGCUUUGAUGAGUUCUAUGGCCUUCUGCAGCACGUUCAUCGCAUCCCCAACGUGGAGCUGCUGGUGGCCUAUGCUGAUGUGCACGGCGACCUGCUGCCCAUCAACAAUGACGACAACUAUCUUAAGGCCGUCAAGAGUGCCAACCCUCUGCUGAGGCUCUUCCUGCAGAGGAAAGAGGAAGCUGAUUACACAACAUUUGGUACAGACUCACUGACCAGGAAGAAGAAUACGGUGCUCUCUGCGGUUCUCCUGCGGCCUGACCCCAACAAGAAGAAACCUCCAGUGAUCAUAAGCCUCCCAAAAGACUUCCGCCCUGUGUCGUCCAUCAUCGACGUGGACAUCCUCCCGGAGACGCACAGGCGUGUCCGUCUGUACAAGCAUGGUCAGGAGAAGCCCUUAGGUUUCUAUAUCCGCGACGGCUCAAGCGUGCGAGUGACUCCACAGGGCCUGGAGAAGGUCCCAGGGAUCUUCAUCUCUCGCCUGGUGCCCGGUGGCCUGGCUGAAAGCACAGGCCUGCUGGCUGUCAACGACGAGGUUCUGGAGGUGAAUGGCAUCGAGGUGGUGGGCAAGUCUCUGGACCAGGUGACGGACAUGAUGAUUGCCAACAGCCACAACCUCAUCAUCACCGUGAAGCCUGCCAAUCAGCGGAACAAUGUCGUUCGCGGCGGUGGAGUAGGCGGCGGCGCUGCCUCUGGUAGUUCGUCAGACAGCGGUGCCAGUUACCAUGGCUAUUUACCCCACGGCGCAGCUGCCACUGCCGGGCCGACACACAUCAUCCAGAACUUCUCCGUUGGGGAGCUAGAGAGCGAUGAAGACGACGAGGACGUGGUGAUCGAAGUGGGGGGCGAGGCAGAGACCAUUCGGCGCACUCCGUCGAACUACAGCAUGCCGUCUCUGCCUCGCUAUGAACCACACCUCAAUCUUCGCACAGCCACUGCCGCCAAUUCCGGCUCUGCCUUCUCCAUAAAUGCCAAUGGGAACUUGCGUGGCAGCGGCGGCAGCAGCGGAUCUCUCACCAACACCAAUGCCAGUUCCACCACGCCGUCCCCCGACAGAGCGAAGGAGAGGCGGAACCUGGAGGAGGAGGGCACAGUCAUCACGCUGUAGACUGGGUUUCAACACACUGAUCACUGGGAGGUGCAGCAGCGUCUCAAACGCAUUCAGUGGCCUCAUCUGAGGAGCACAGUUAUAUGGGUAUGUGUUGAACAUCAAACACUCCACCAUAUGCUGCUCCCUACAUGCCAAUCAUCACGCUGGAGUGCCAUAGUGGUGAUCAGAAGGAACACAGAGCCACUGCUGCUCUCCAGUUCAUCUCGAAACCAGUGCAUUUUGUGGGUUUUAGCUUUUUAACUGGUAAACUCAACACCCUCAUUUGGUCUUCAAAUAUUUUCAUUGAACACGUUGGCUCCAUGGCAUUACAAAUCUAAGCAAUCUACAAUUGCUAAGGAUUCACCAAUUCCGAUUUUGGUAGAUAGCAUUUUUUUUUUCUUUUUGGUCUGAGAAGUUGCUAAUUAAGACCGGCGAUGGAUAAGAUUGGUGAAUAAGAUCAGUGUCUUAUGCAAAUAUCUGCUGAUUGCUGAUCUCUCAAAAUUAAGGAAAUCAGGGCCGAUUUAUCAGUGCACCCCUACUCUCUAACUCAGUUGUUAGUUGACAAUCACCUGCUUUCUAUUUGCAUUUACAUCAUCCAAAUGGUAAACACUACUUUCCAGCAACCUAGUUUGUUUUGAUGGUUUUAACCACUGUUAUUACCCUUCUUCCUUUUAGUACCUCAUUAUAAGGGUGACCGACUGCAAAAAGAAGGUCAUCAUUAUUAUUUGACGGCCUCAAUGAAAACAUUUUACUCUGAAACCUGCUUUAUUGUCAUUGCUAUUCAUGGAGAUUAUUUUUUCCUUAGAAGACCAAUUUUGAGUGGUGAUUAACUCCAGAAUAAGAUAUCUGUGAACAAAUCAUGCUAUCUGUCCUUCAUAUUGCACUCCUGCUUCUCAUUAUUGUUUCCCCUGCCAUUUGGUUGACUUGUGAAAUAAUGUGAAUGCGAUUUUCAUGGUUCUUUCUGGAUCAAUAUAUUUAAGAUUAUUCAGCCAUUAUCUAAAUCAUGCCAUGACUUCAUAAAGAUGUAGAUACACUUUUUAGCGCCAUUGGUGAAGAUGUUUGAACAGCCUUGAGUUAAACAGGUCGAACAAACCAAAAUUUGAGUCCUCCCCCAAAAAUCCCAAUAAAUAAAAUUCUAAUCUGGAGUGCAUGUUAGCAUGAACUCUGCACAACUCCAGGACUCAAAGUGUAAACCACAAAAAUGUGUAUAUAAGAAUUCAAAACAUGCCCAAAAUGCUUUCAGAAAUGGAAUUUAGAUUAGUGGGGGGUUUUUAAACACAAUUUUACAAACAGGAUUUUCUCUAACUCGUCUGCCAUUUGCCAUCAUUCCUAUCAAAUCCCCCAUUUCCAUUCAGCUGUAAUACAUCGACAAGCGUGCUGACGGUCCAAAAAUAGCGUUGCUGUAACCAUGUUGGUAAACACAACCUCUGAGGUGAGUUAGAUGACGUGUCUGUGUCCCUGCUGAGGUUGAGUCACCGCUGAACACACAGCUGCAGGUACAGCUGACACAAACUCUCUCUCUUUGUUAAAGGUGAGGCCGCGUCGUCUUAUGAACCACAUGAUAAUAAUCUAAGAACCACCAAAGGAGCCAUUUUUGCCCUGUCUUUGUGUUCUGCACUUUUUCAUUCUUUUCAAUUUAACCUCCAGUGUCUUGUUUUUUUAUUUUAUUUUAUAAAGUCUAUAUCAUCUCAGAAGUAAAUGAAACAAUAUGAAAGCAUUAUGGUGACGUAAAAGUAGAUCCACAGAGGAUCUACUGAUUGUUUAUGCCUCACUGAAACUGAAAUGAUGCAUACUCAGCAAAAAAAAAACAACAUUCUGCUCAGAUUCUGGAAUAAUUAUGAGAAAUAUAUAGAUUUUUGAAGGGUGCACACAUUGUAAUGAUGUCGUAUAGAACAAUCUGAUAAAGUACAGUAAUAUUAUUAGUAAUACCACAUCACAUACUUCACAUUUCAGUUUGACUCAUAAACGUCAGUAAAAACACGAGGAAGCACAAAAUAAUGAAUGAAUGAUCACUAAAGACUUAAAUGUCAUCUGGGAAAAAAUGACCCCCUCUGGUGGUUCCAGUUGGUACUGAAAUGUUGGUGGUUUUUAUCCUUUGGUCUAAUAUUUCAAAUGUUUUUAGAAUAAUAUCUUAAAAUAAUUGAAUUGAAACCCUUUCAAUUCCAGACAGAACCAUAAACGAUACGUCCUUUUCUGUUGCAAACUCCCUCUGUGAAGUGAGAGCACGUGGUCUAUGGAUUUUCAAGUAUCUCCUUAUUGAAGUGCUAAGCCUUACUUUAGCAUUUAUUUUACUGUUGCACAUAAAACCAGGGUCCACACUGUCACUUUUAGCAAAUUAUGCAAGUGAAAGUAUAUUCAUUUAAAUUGAGUCAAUGCUCAUGUCCAUAAUUUGUCGCUGUGUUUACUAUCUUAGGCUUUUAGAUUGUGAAAUUCCAUGACUGAUUAAAAUGUUUUUAUAACAGCACAGGGUACUUACUACGUUUGAUGUUUUUGGCCUUGUGCAUAGUCCACAAAAUGCAGCAUUCCCAGCACAAAGCAUAGCAAUGAACCAUACUCUAAAUGGAAAUCUAUAAUUAUUACUUUAUUACCUUUAUCUCUGAACUACAGCACAUGACACUGGAAUUGUAACUACAUCAAAUUUUUUUUAUUUAUUCUGUAAUCUUCAUAUUUUCUUUCUUUGUACACAUUAUGCUAUUAUAUUUUUAUAACAGAUAUGUUUGGUUUUUUGUUGUGUAAUCAUGAUCAUUUGUUUUUUCUGUUUUUGGUCAUAAAUCUCAAGGUACAGUAGAGAUUUCUUUCAAAUUAAUUUCUAUAGAUUUUACUGCUCUGUUUAAAGCUUAAGGAGAAUCUCUGCUAAAUAAAUUAAAGACCAUUUCUAUUUUCUUUCCUCAUACUGUGAAUUAUUAUUUUUUGGUGACAGCGAGACAGUUGUAUUAACAACCACAUAGGCAGAUGUUUGGUGUCGACUAUUUUUUAAGUGAUCAGGUAAUAAUUUUUUUGUUUUCUAGCCAGAUAAAUCCUGUGAUGUAGAUUUGUAAUGAAGAAUGUCAGUAUUUUCAUAUCAAUGCGUAUAUGUAUGAUGGACAUUUUUAUCAUCUGAAGGAUAUUGUUAUAAGGUUGAACUGGGAAUAUAAGAAAAAGUAGAUGCACACCUGUAACUGCUGACUGGUGGAGCUGGAUACAAUAAACUAAUAUGUAGCAAUA